Molecule: messenger RNA, 1344 nt
Organism: Cynara cardunculus var. scolymus (artichoke)
Lineage: Eukaryota; Viridiplantae; Streptophyta; Magnoliopsida; Asterales; Asteraceae
Product: protein Brevis radix-like 4
Exons: 5
Coding region: 1-1164 (387 amino acids)
Source: RefSeq, a predicted model, not a curated record
AUGCUAACAUGCAUUGCUCGUUCCAAGCAACCUGAUGAGACUGAUGAAUCAAAUCGAGUUAAUGGCGGCAGUACUCCUGCCAACAAACAAGCCAUCAAGACAUUGACAUCCCAGAUCAAGGAUAUGGCGCUUAAAGCGUCUGGCUCAGCCUACCGGAGUUGCAAUCCUUGUACAGGAGCGACGAUGAUGAUGACUCCACAACAGCAGUUACAAAAGAGCAACGAUGUAGAAUCGGACUUGUCGACGUCUGUGUCGGAGCGAUUCCGGUGGUCGUACCGGCGGAACGGGAGCAAAAAUUCGAGUUCCGGUAGGGUAUGGGGGAAGGAAAUGGAGGCGAGGUUGAAGGGGAUAUCGAUGGGGAGUGGCGGAGGAGGAGACGUGUCGGUGGGGACGUUGUCCGCUUCAGCAAGUGGUCGGAGACCCGACCCGAUCGUGUUGGAGGAGGAAAAUGAACCGAAAGAGUGGGUUGCUCAGGUGGAACCUGGCGUGCUCAUCACUUUUGUCUCCCUGCCACGUGGCGGUAACGAUCUUAAGCGAAUCAGGUUCAGCCGAGAGAUGUUUAAUAAAUGGCAAGCUCAAAAAUGGUGGCAAGAGAAUUACGACAAAGUAAUGGAGCUUUACAACGUCCAGAGGUUAAACCGGCAAGCGUUUCCGCUUCCAACGCCUCCAAGAUCCGAAGACGAGAGUAGUUUGAAAUUCGAAUCUAUUGGAGACAGUCCAAUAACACCACCUUUGAGUAAAGAAAGGCUACCUCGUACCUUAUACCGCCCGAUGGGAAUGGGAUACUCGUCAUCUGAUUCACUUGAUCACCCGAGCUCGGUGAUGGUUCGAUCCAACCGGGACUCCUCUGGUCUCACUGCUACUCCAAAACUAUCAAGUAUUAGUGGGGCUAAAACGGAAACAUCAUCCGUGGACGCCUCUAUAAGAACGAGCUCGUCAAGAGAAGCCGAUCGCUCAGGAGAGCUAUCCAUCAGCAAUGUCAGUGAUGUCGAGAACGAAUGGGUGGAACAGGACGAGCCAGGAGUCUACAUCACCAUCAAAGCUCUUCCAGGCGGCUUACGGGAACUCAGACGUGUCAGAUUCAGUCGAGAAAAAUUCGGGGAGGUGCACGCAAGAUUGUGGUGGGAAGAGAAUAGAGCAAGGAUCCAUAAACAAUAUUUGUGAUCAACAAAACCCUUACUGCUGUUGUUGUUGUUGCUUAUAAGAAUAUGUGGAACUUCAUUAAGUUGCUUUUCAAAAGAACGAUAUUUUAUAUAUAUAGAUGAUGUAACUCGAUUUCAACCAUGAGUUGAAAGAGUUUUCCUUUUUUGACAACAAAUCUUAAAUUAGAGAUUGUGUUAUUAC